Molecule: messenger RNA, 507 nt
Organism: Gigantopelta aegis
Lineage: Eukaryota; Metazoa; Mollusca; Gastropoda; Neomphalida; Peltospiridae
Product: galactose mutarotase-like
Exons: 4
Coding region: 1-507 (168 amino acids)
Biological process (GO): beta-D-galactose catabolic process via UDP-galactose, Leloir pathway; glucose metabolic process
Molecular function (GO): carbohydrate binding; aldose 1-epimerase activity
Source: RefSeq, a predicted model, not a curated record
AUGUCUGCCACUGUUAUAACACUAACUAAUUCUAAAGGUUUUGCAGUAACUACUACAUCACAAGGUGGAGUUAUUGUUGGCAUCAAAUUACCUAAUGGUCCUGAUAAAGAUCAGGGUUAUCCUGGUGAGGUUGAAGUUAUAGCUACCUACACUGUUACAGAGGACAAUGAAAUUUGCUUGGAAUAUUGUGCUACCACAGAUGCUCCGACACCCAUUAAUCUGACCAAUCAUUGCUAUUUCAAUCUAGCUGGGAAGAUUACAGGAGCAACCACUCACAAUAUACUUGAGGUCUAUACUAAUCAGCCCUGCGUUCAGCUGUAUCAAGGAGGGUACCUCGAUGGUUCUUAUAAUGGACUGGAUGGAAAACCUAUUCUGAAAUAUACUGGUCUGUGUCUUGAAACUCAGAAACAUCCAGAUGCUAUUAAUCAGCCAAAUUUUCCCUCCACUCUUGUGCGUCCUGGAGAGAAGUACUACAGCAAAACAGUCUGGAAGUUUACCUCAGAAUAA